AAGAAACCCCGUAGUCGAUAGAAUAAAGAAUCAAGUCCAAAAAUGUUGAGCUCAUGGUAAACACGAGAAGGCCGCCAUCACGUGACCAAUGGUGUUGUUGAAGUGUGAGCUGUGUGGUCGAGGCUGAGAGCAGAGGGCAGUCAGUAGGACGGUCAUGAGUGAGAGCAAGACGGCGGAGUGGAGACCCCAGCAGGAGGUGGAGGAACCGCUCGAGGACUUGCAAGGAAUACGAUUCUCACGCAUCCCUCCACAACCCAAAAAAUCGGAGAUAAUGCAGGAAAGCCGAGGCUUGUUCGUCAGGAACGUUCCCCGGGAAAUGACCAAUAAAAACCUGCAUCAGCUGUUCAGCGAGCAUGGCCAUGUUGUGAAUGUGUUCCUGAAACUCACACCACCAGGGUCAAAGUUCAACUGGGCCAUCAUCAACACUGAGAGUGUGAAGGAUAUGCUGUCCAUGAUGUCGGCCUUGAAUAGGAAGCCGCCAUUCAACUUUGAGAUAACAGUGGCCUUCUCUGAGGACGAGAAGAGGCAGAGGAGAAAAAACACUGAGAGUAUGUCUGUCAUUAAGGAUGGGGACAGCCACUGCUCCUCCCCCACACUCCAGACACCACGGAACGGGACAGAAGGGCAAGCCAAGCCCACACUGCCACCUGGUGAUGAGACGGUGUUGAUAGGGAUGGGGAAUGUAAUGAUGGAGAGCAGCCGGCAACAGGCGUGUGUGUUCUGCGGGGCCCAGGGGGAGAUGAGGUGCUCAGUGUGCAAGGCAUGGUACUGCAGCAUGGUGUGCCAGGUAGAUGACUGGUACCUCCACAAGAACACUUGCCGCUCCCCACCGGUUUUGGAUGUUCCACAGAAGGUAAAGAGUAACCUGCGGUAUGGAACAGGUGGUGACGUGUCCACCAGAGAUUCCAGUGCUGUCAAGGUGUCCACUUCCACUCCUUUAUCCUCCUCCUCCAUUGCUGAUAGACUGGAGAGGGAUAUUGGGGGAAUGACACAGAAGAACAUCACUGGGAGAAUGACACAGGAGAAGGACAUUGCUGGGAGAAUGGGGGAUGAGAUGGGUCUUUGUUCUGGGCAGAAGAGUUGUAUGGAGCCAGCAGUGAGGAGCAUGGGAAGCAUGCCUAGCAGGCUGGACGUGACAGAGAACGGCUACAGUUGCGGCAGGGGUGAUGUGCUUAAAGGCCUUACAGAUGAGGGAAGUUGCAGUGCAGGAAGGGGUGCAAUGCUCAAGAGGACUAAUAUGAUGGAUGGUAGGAUUGUGGGAGGACAUGAUGUGUCUCCAAAGAGAAGUAUUGCAGGUGAAAAUGUUGUGGGCAAAACUAUAGCAUUCCAGGAAGAAUUAGAUGAAAGUCUUAGUCUAAAAUAUUCAAUCCCAAAGAAAAGCCUUGCAGAAAUAUCCAAAGAUUGUAAUAAUGUAGAGAGCAAUGCAUCUGCCAAUGACCUGAAAUGCUUGCCUAAGAUUCCAACGCCAGAGAAAUCAGCUGUUCCUCCCAGUGCUGUAGCAAGGACACCUGGAGAGUCGGCCAGCAAUGAAGAAUCAGCUUCAGCUUUACCUGAUACGACAAACUCUUCAAUUGCUUCUGAGAGUCAGCAGAACUUUGGGAGCUUGUUGGAGGUAGGGGAAAUCUACAAUGGUUUUAUCAGCUUGUCAGCCAGUUAUGAGCAGUUCACUGCUGUCAUUGUGGUUGAGGCUGUAUCGUGCAUAUUCAAUGAGGCACAUGAGAUUUUAAGCACAGCCCCAGCAGGUGUCGAUUUUAAGCCGCAGAUUGGGUCUCUUGUAGCUGCUUACUCCCCCACAGAGGAGACCUGGUACAGAGCACGUGUCCUGGAAGUAGAGGGGUCCACCUACAACGUUUGUUACGUGGACUUUGGGAAUAAAGAAGCCGUGAAACAGGUGAAGCCAGUUCCAGAAGGACCUUUCUCUGACCUCCCUGAACUGGCAUUCUUGGCCAGGCUCCACAGUAAAAUUGAAGACCAAGUUCAGGACAAGUUAAAAAGAAUGGUUCAAGUGGACAAUACUUUAAAAUUCAAAGUUAUUGCCAAGAAGGGAUUGUACACAAAAGUUGCUUUGUGUGAAGAUCAAGACGAAAGCAACACCGUUGUUGCUGAGUAUAUUCUUGGACCACUCCUGCAGGCCACUGCGUCUCCAGCCCCACCAGCUGCCUCCUCCCCUAAACCAGAGGCUGCUGUCUCACCUGCCGUCAGGGAGAACACUGACCCAGACUGUGCUGCACCGGCUGCCACCAGACCCAAGGAAGCCAGUCCAUCUCAGAGAGAAGCGGAUGUAAGGAGGAAUGAUUCCCAGAAAGAAAAUGGCGUCAUCAUCAGUCCUGACAAGGGAUCACCAGAGGAGUGUGAUGAUGGCCAUUCUUCAUCAAGAAAUGUGAGCUGCAAGUUGGCAUCCUCUGAGGCUGACAAAUCUCCAUCCUGUUAUGUCAUUGCCAUGAAUACAGUGGACCUGUUACUUCAGCUGGAGGAGAUGUCUGUGGAGAUUAACCAGCAGUGUGAGGGCAGCCCCACCUCCACGUUUCGUCCCAGGCGAGGGGAAGCGUGCCUUGCAAAAUUUGUUAAAGGAGAUGGCAGAUGGUACCGGGCACUGUGUGUUGCAGCAGACACCACCCACUGCCAGGUCAUCUUUGUGGACUAUGGCAAUACUGACAAAGUCUGUCACACCAACAUUCGACCAAUUCCAAGGCAGUUCCUGGGGCUGCCCUGCCUGGCCCUGUAUCUUCCUCAGCAAGAUAUGAACUCAGUCAGUGUGAAGGAAGAAGAGACAGCAGGCCAGGCAAAUCCUGUUGCUGGCUUUACUUUCCUUUCAGCUUUGAACUUAUCACCUGAGGACUCCAAGAGUUAGUUAUGGUCCUGGGCCUCGUCAGCUGCUCGCUGCCUCGUGGUUGUGCUAGUGAACCAACGGCAAGGCGUCCAACUCAUGAAUGUCACAAGAAAGGUAACCUUUAAAUUAGUGAAUACUUAUUCAGGUGACUAGAAAAUUAAAUUGAUUCACAUUGAAGACCAAGAUUCAGAUCCAAGUGGAUAAGCAUGGUCUCACAGGGUCAAGAUGAGGUGCCCUGAUGUACACAGGCCCUGAUGAUAAGCACAAACAUUAUGUAUAUGUUCAUAACACAUUACUGAAGUGUGAAUUAAAACACCUUUGUCCCAAGAGAGAAUCUGUCUGCAAACCAGAGAACCUUCUCCAGGAUAUUAUCCCCAAACAAAACCAAUUGCCUUGAAAUUAAAAGUAUGAAGUGGGUUGCUUGUCACCUCCCUCUACUGAUUUUAACACAGGGAAAUAACAUAAUUGUAAUUGUAUAUUGUAAUUGUAACCUGGCUCAUAAAACAUUUGGGUCAGGUUUGAUACAUGUAUUAUACACAAAUAUCUGAGUUAAAGAAAAAAAAUGUACUCCAUUCAGGGAUAUGUAUGAGUGUCUGGAUGUCAGGCAAUCAGUAUUCACUAUAUUUUAGUAUUGUUAGGAAUGGAUGGGAGAUAUUUGUCAUCAUUUCCUUUGAAAAAUUCUUAGUCCUGCGUCAAGAUUCCUGGUGAGAAAAGUACGCGCUGGUGGUCUGCAGUAUCUUCAGUGGCCUACCUACUGUAUGCAUAUCCCAAUGACAAUCUUGAUCGUUAGAAACAACUUUGUCUACAUUACCUGUUGUGGCUUUCUUUUGGUGGGUACAGUGGGAAAAUGAUAGCAUGCUACUCGCCACAUGCAACCCAUUUCGAACAUUUCAGAGAUUGCCCAUCAUACACAUUUAUGUUAGAAUAUAUUAACAUACUGAACACUACAGAGUGUGUGUUUCGGUGUCAACAACC
Messenger RNA from Portunus trituberculatus (swimming crab), 3805 nucleotides. RefSeq lists its product as uncharacterized. The record is from RefSeq and is a predicted model, not a curated record. Lineage: Eukaryota; Metazoa; Arthropoda; Malacostraca; Decapoda; Portunidae. Gene Ontology annotation, molecular function: RNA binding. The transcript is spliced from 13 exons. The coding region runs from base 155 to 2851 and encodes 898 amino acids.